Messenger RNA from Ruditapes philippinarum (Manila clam), 540 nucleotides. RefSeq names its product death domain-containing protein CRADD-like. The record is from RefSeq and is a predicted model, not a curated record. Gene Ontology annotation, molecular function: protein binding. Bases 3 to 500 code for a protein of 165 amino acids. Lineage: Eukaryota; Metazoa; Mollusca; Bivalvia; Venerida; Veneridae. The transcript is spliced from 3 exons. Gene Ontology annotation, biological process: signal transduction.
AUAUGUUAUUGUUAGCUAUCUUGCUCGGCAACAAUGACAAGUGCAAAUUCCUUGCAACACCAGACAGAUUGAAGAUCAGUUGCAUUACUGUAUAUCUGAUUGGAAAUGAUGGGGCUCAUUUUUACAAUGGAAAUGGAAUACUGUUGACAAAAAGAAGAAAAUAUUCUCGAUUUAGUGACGAGGAACUUCUUGACGAGAUUUGGCCUGCAAACCUUCCGCUUGAUGUCCUUCUGCGACAACCAACAGAUAAAGAGAUAGCAAGAUUAUCGGGGAAAAUAGGACAAGAGUAUCGUGUACUCGCCUAUGAGUUGGGACUAACACGUGUCCAGUUGGAUCACUUGACAUUAGACUGCCCAACUACUUUACUACGAAUAGAGAGAAUGUUUUUUAUAUGGAGAGAUGAAAUUGAAGACAAUGCAACCUUUGAAACACUUGUAAAGGCGAUGGAUAUGCAUGGUAUCAAUCCUGACAUCGUUUACCAAAGUUUGGAGAGGGCUUGAUUUCAGUUUCAUUCCUAACACUUUCUGACCAGGCUUGGUC